UGUCAGGUUGGUGGGAGGAGCCAGUCGCUGUUCUGGUACACUGGAGAUGAAACUGGGAGAAUGGAGACCAGUGGAUGGUUAUAGAUGGACCCUGGAAACUGCAGCUGUUAUCUGUGAACAUCUGGACUGUGGUUCUGCUGUUUCUGUGGGAAAGAGAGAGGAGACCUCAGCCAGAUCUGUGUGGAGGAUCGAAUCUGACUGUACUCAGUCUGGAUCUUCUCUGAAGGAAUGUGCAACACCAUAUUAUCGUGGCUCCACUUUGAAUCUCGCCUGUUCAGACUCUGUCAGGCUGCUGAAUGGAUCCAGUGUGUGUUCAGGCAGACUGGAGGUGAAGUCUGACCAGACCUGGUCCUCAGUGUGUGAAGCUGACCUUGACCAGCAGGAUGCAGAGGUGGUCUGCAGGGAGCUCGGCUGUGGGCCUCCUUCAGUCCUCCAGGGGGCGCUCUAUGGAGAAGGGGAGGCUCCCAUGUGGACCAAAGAGUUCCAGUGUGGAGGCCAUGAGUCUGCUCUGCUGGACUGUAGAAGCUCAGACUCUGAUAGAAACACCUGCUCACCUGGCAGAGCUGCUGGACUCACCUGCUCAGAUCCUGAUGAUGUCAGGUUGGUGGGAGGAGCCAGUCGCUGUUCUGGUACACUGGAGGUGAAACUGGGAGAAUGGAGACCAGUGGUUGGUUUUGGAUGGACCCUGGAAACUGCAGCUGUUUUCUGUGAACAUCUGGACUGUGGUUCUGCUGUUUUUGUGGGAGACAGAAAAGCGACCUCAUACAGAUCUGUGUGGUUGAUUAACUCUGACUGUAUUCAAUCUGAAUCUCCUCUGAGGGAAUGUGCAGAACCAGGUCAUGAUGACUCCAUUUUGAAUCUCGUCUGUUUAGACUCUGUCAGGCUGCUGAAUGGAUCCAGCCUGUGUUCAGGCAGACUGGAGGUGAAGUCUGACCAGACCUGGUCCUCAGUGUGUGAAGCUGACUUUGACCAGCAGGAUGCAGAGGUGGUCUGCAGGGAGCUCGACUGUGGGCCUCCUUCAGUCCUCCAGGGGGCGCUCUAUGGAGAAGGGGAGGCUCCCAUGUGGACCAAAGAGUUCCAGUGUGGAGGCCAUGAGUCUGCUCUGCUGGACUGUAGAAGCUCAGACUCUGAUAGAAACACCUGCUCACCUGGCAGAGCUGCUGGACUCACCUGCUCAGGUAGAAGAGGAGCUGCAGCUUUGAUCUGCUUCAUUUCUCUUCUCAUCAAACUCACUUUGUUCUUUUACUGAUGACUCUCUGAUCUCUGU
Melanotaenia boesemani (Boeseman's rainbowfish) is the source of this 1267-nucleotide messenger RNA. Its product is annotated as scavenger receptor cysteine-rich type 1 protein M130-like. The transcript has 4 exons. The coding region runs from base 47 to 1249 and encodes 400 amino acids. The record is from RefSeq and is a predicted model, not a curated record. Gene Ontology annotation, cellular component: membrane. NCBI's taxonomy places the organism in Eukaryota, Metazoa, Chordata, Actinopteri, Atheriniformes, Melanotaeniidae.